GCAAAAAGUGAAAUGUUAAUUUGAAGUUCUGUCUUUGACCAACCCGGACCCUCACAUGGCUUAUCAUAUGAUUCUCUUUGCUAUUUUACUUGUAACAGCAGAUGUCGAGAGCAUUAGGACACUAAAACACGUUACUGUAAGAGAAGGAGGAACAGUAACUAUCCCGUGUCUGUAUGACAGUCGCUAUAAACUAAACCCAAAGUACUGGUGUACAGGAGCGACCUGGGCUCUGUGCGCCAUAAAUGCACAUACAAACAGAACUGGGAAAUGGCUGAUAACAGAUGACCCAUCUCAGAACAUCUUUACAGUGGAACUCAAAAAUCUGACAACAUCAGACUCUGGAUUUCACUGGUGUGCUGUGGAGAUGAGCAAGAAACUAGAUCACAGUCAACAUCUGUAUUUAACAGUUAAAGCAGGUAAGAAAGGAUUUUUCAGUGUAUCUGGAGAUGAAGGUGGUAAUAUCAGUGUAAAGUGUCUCUACAGUUCUGCAUAUAAGAACAAACACAAACAGUGGUGCAGAAUUAUAGACAAGAGCUGUUAUACAGUGGGGAAAAGCGGCACAUCGCAGUAUUCGGUUCAGAUCAGUGAUGAUGAGAGCGAAUCCUUCACUGUGCUGAUGUCAGGACUGAUGCUGAAGGAUUCUGGCUGGUACUUCUGCUCUGUAGGAGAUCAACAGGCUCCUGUUCAACUUUUUGUUCAAUGGACAAACACAUCUAAAAAUUCAAAUCUAAGCUUGGAUAAUGCUACAUCACCUUUUACCAUCUCUGAAAACCACCGUAUCAUUAAUCAUAAUAAAGAAGACAAUAAAUCCCCCUCGACUGAUGACAGGAAUAGGAUUUUCGUGCUGCUCUGUAUUACUGGCCCAUUACUGCUGCUGGUGGUGGUGGCUUUCUUCAUCUGGAGGAUUAAACGAAAACACAAUGGCGUUUUGUUUACACCAGGACCAGAUCCCAAUUCUAUGGCAGAGGACUCUAUGUCUCCCUGGUAUUGCACAGUCCUCUUUAAGAAAGCAAACGAUGACAAAGAAGACGACCACAUCUCUAUUCGCUGUGCUCCUGACAGAGAUGAUGACGUGGUCUACAGUACCGUGAAACAUCUUUGAUAAUAGGGAAACAACUGAGAAACAGUCUCACCUGUGACUCUCAGCACCUGCAGGCUCACGAGAGGUUUGAGUGAAGCAGGACUCAGACUUCUCAGGUUAUUUCUGCUGAGGUCCAGAAG
Messenger RNA from Triplophysa rosa, 1221 nucleotides. Its product is annotated as polymeric immunoglobulin receptor-like. The record is from RefSeq and is a predicted model, not a curated record. Bases 56 to 1102 code for a protein of 348 amino acids. NCBI's taxonomy places the organism in Eukaryota, Metazoa, Chordata, Actinopteri, Cypriniformes, Nemacheilidae. The transcript is spliced from 9 exons.